AUAAGUAUUUACCAUCGUGUCGUUAUAGGAAAAUUAAAAAUUGUGUCAUCUCGGGCAAAAAUUAAUGCUUAAAACUAAGUAAAACGGAGGAAACGUUUUUUUUUGUCUGUAGAUUAUACCUUCAAUCGAUAUUAAAAGUUAAACACUCAAAUUAAGCUUAAUCGCGCAAGCACUGUAUAUCCAAUUCCAUCUAUCUACUUAUGUGUAUAUGUAUGAAGACAUUGAUAUAAAAUUAAGAAAGGAAGUUUAGCAUAAGCAAUCAUAGAUUGUCUGGACAUUAGGCAUCAACAUAAAUUAUUAGUGCGCAGAUAUUGGAAAAACAAAAAAAAAGCAAUCACAAUAAAAGUUUCAAUCGAAAAAAAAAAAAAAACAUUUUACAUAAAGUCAUUUGAAAAACAAUCCAACGAAAGCCAAUUAAAAUUCUAGUGUUGAACCGAGCGAUGUAGUCGAAUUACAUAUGUACAUACAUACGUACAUAUGUAUGAAUGCAAUAAAAAUAAUCGAAAGUUGCACCAAUUUGUAUAAGGAAAAUAAUGAAAAGUUGGGAAUAUCAUAAUGGCUUUUGCAACUGAUGAUUCCGAUUAUUAUUAUUGCCAGCCCGAGAAGUUACCCCUAUGCAAAUAUACUGUGCAGUUAGAGAACUGCUGCACGUACAUAUGAACAGAGUGAAUUGCCAAAGGGUAAAAAGCUACUCGCCAUGUCGUUAAGGUCUUCGGUUGAAAAAACACCUACAACGGCAGCAGUUAAACAUCAACAGCAACAACAACAAAACAACACAAAACAACAACAACAACAGCAAGAGCACACCACCGUCGCAAUUGUAGCAGGUCAACAAAAGCGGAAGUCGCUCAAUUCCAAGCGUUCGUACUCCCUAUCCUCGAGCGGCUCAUCCACAGCCUCCUUGGGAGCCACAAGGUCCGCGACAUCACCAUUGGUAACCGUUACCGAGAAGAGUACUGCGAAUACGAAUACAACUACAAAUACCCAGGCGCAGGCACAGGCACAGGUCCAGGUCCAGGGUCAAUCGUUUUUGCCCUUCUCCUCGUUUUCAUACUGCACCGAUACCAUAGCAGCAGUGCAUCACCAGCGCCAAUCCUACGCCCUGGUGCAGAAGCCCCCAUCGUUGCGAUACCAGGGGAAGCCCCAAGCACAUCCACAUCCACAUCAGCACCAACUCCUGGCCAACUUCUCGCCCACAAUGACAUCCUCGGAACCGUCAUCGCCCUUGGCUGCCGAUGGAUCUGCCUCCUCGGUCCUCGGCCCCUCCUCCUCCUCCUCGGAGGUUGCCUCUUCGCAUUGUUGCACCAAUGUCAAGGCCAGUAUCACUCCGUUGGCAACACAGAAAAUGCACCGAACAAUACCAUCUGAUAAAAUAAACCUACGCCUCAUACUAGUGAGUGGUAAAACAAAAGAAUUUAUUUUUAGCCCGUCAGAUUCCGCAGGUGAUAUUGCACAAACAGUAUUUGAUAAUUGGCCAGAAGAUUGGACUCAUGAAACUGUAGCGAAAGCCGAAAUCUUGCGUUUGAUUUAUCAAGGUCGUUUUCUUCACUGCAAUGUAACCUUAGGAGCACUGGGACUUCCAUUAGGCAAAACGACUGUUAUGCAUUUAGUGCCACGUGAUAAUUUGCCAGAGCCCAAUUCGCAAGAUCAAAGACAAAAUAGUAAAGGCGGUUCUGGACGAUGCUGUUCAACAAAUUGCUCUAUUUUGUAACUAAAUUAUUAUAUAAUAGUGUAAUAUUUAAACUAAUUUGAAUUAUAAAAAAAUAAAAAAGUAUAUGUAUAAAUUACAUUUUUGUGCAGUCAAAAAAAGUAUAUUUAUUAAAAUAUAAAAAUGUAUGUCUGGAUGAACAAGGCGCUUUGUUUAAAAUAUUUAUGUACAUACAAUAUAUAUUUUAUAUAUAUACACACAGGAAUUCAUGAGCAUGUGCAAAAUGCCUAUACUCUGUAUUAAAGUUGCUAGACUGCAUAUUUAUAACAUGUAACAUACGAAUACAAUGCUAAUUGCUUUUAGAAAUCGGACUUGUUAACCUAAUUAGAAAAAGAGUAAUAACAAAACUUAUUUCAAAUAUGUCAAAAAUAUUGAAAAACCCAAGUACGUGAAAAAAAGAUAAUUUCCCCCUUGCGUUCUGCUUUUAAGUGUGCGUCUAAAAACAAAAAAUAAGCAUAUACUUGUCAGAUCGAUUCUUUAACGCGAUAAAGAAUAUUGAAGAAAUUUUUGUUCUGUAUAUAAACAUAUUUAAUUAGAAUUUAAGUGUUUUCUUCUGUUAAGUUUUAAAAUAUUAUCUGUAAAGUCUAACUUAAAGUCAAUGAUAAAUAAAUAAUCUAAUAUAUCCUUAA
Molecule: messenger RNA, 2337 nt
Organism: Drosophila gunungcola (fruit fly)
Lineage: Eukaryota; Metazoa; Arthropoda; Insecta; Diptera; Drosophilidae
Gene: UBL3
Molecular function (GO): protein binding
Source: RefSeq, a predicted model, not a curated record